AUGAGCUGGACAGCGUUGUCGGGUGGUUCGGUGGGUAGCCAUAACAAGGAAGACGGCGCAGUCCUCCGGAACGGUAUCUGGAUCGCGCACAAGCAAAGUGAGGCCGAAUUCUGCCUUGGCUUCCUUAGCGAGACGAAUUGGCGUAUUCCUAUCGUGUAUUCUUUUGGGGAAUCGGAGGAAUUAGAGACAGUGGGCGAUGUCAGGAGGGACGAAGACGAAGCAGGGAUGAAGCAGGCGCAAGGGAUAGUUUCUGGAAAUAACGUUGGGUGCGGGUUUGAAUCAAGAGUGGGUUCCAGAUCCGAUCUAGUAGAAGGUCCAAGUGGAGAGGACGAUGAGAUUGAUGGUGAUUCAGGCGCUUCGAGUGGCCAAGGCGUUGACGAGGAUGACGGGACGCCAGGAAAUGUCAACAGCGUUGAACUGUCUGGUCACCCAUCAGAUUUGUCUAGCUCAUUGAUACUUGGAAGUUGUGCAUUUGAAAUGAGAGAAUGCGAGGAGAUGGAUGAGGUUGAUGCAGAUGCGGAUGAUGAUCCAAAUGAUGCAAAAGCGCUAGUGAAGCGGGACGCGGUGUUCGAUGUUGAUGAUGAUGAUGAGGAAGAUGUCGACGAAGAGGAAUGA
Messenger RNA from Lentinula edodes (shiitake mushroom), 615 nucleotides. RefSeq lists its product as uncharacterized. The record is from RefSeq and is a predicted model, not a curated record. The transcript is spliced from 5 exons. The coding region runs from base 1 to 615 and encodes 204 amino acids. Lineage: Eukaryota; Fungi; Basidiomycota; Agaricomycetes; Agaricales; Omphalotaceae.